AGAUGAGACAACAAGGCAACUAUCUAGCAGCCUUGAUCAGCAUAGCGCUUGCGGGCUAUGUCCAUGCCCAGAUUUCAGGCACUGUUAAGCCAUGUAGACAACAGUGCAACAGGUUAAAUCUGAAUUGUGGAAAGACUUGCAAAGUAGACGAUCUGGCUGCUAUAGACGAGGCGUGUUUUCGAGCCAAGACAAAUGGAAUAGAGGACCUUCCAGAAGAACAGAAAGUACCAAAACUGAGUGAGAUCUUAGCUUUGUGUAUCAAGCCAGGUGCAGUCCAAGCGGAGAAAACACCCAAAAAGGGUGGAAGAAAGGGUGGGAGAAAGAAUAAAGGAGGGAAGUUUGUAUAUGGCCCCUGCAAGACCAGAUGUAAUCAAUUGAACUUGAAAAAGUGCUCAGUCAUUUGCAAGUUGAAUCCUGGGGAUACAAUUGACGGACCUUGCUUUACACAAUGUGCAGCAGCUGUCCAAGUUAGAAACGGGAAAAGGGGCCUCCCUAAUUGUCUCCGACAAUGUAAAACUGGAGGUGCAGUCAUAAGCCCAGUCAGAUGCGGAACCGCCGCAAACCCAUGCUGUAGAUGGGGAAUGUGGAGCCAGUGGGUAAAAGAACCAUGUACCAGAACCUGCGGAGGUGGAACCAUUCGACAAACUAGAAGACGAGUGAAAUUGUUUGGGUCAAUAGGCGAGCCACAAUGUCAAGGGAAAGCUUUUGAAGUAUUUUCUGGUGUAUGCAACCCACAAAUCUGUGAAGGAUGUAGAUGGGGUCAAUGGGGAGUCUGGAAAAAGUUUCCAUGUACUAAAUCAUGCGGUGGAGGCAUCAUUCGUCAGACUAGAAACAGACAGAAGAUAUACGAUAGUUUUGGAAUUUCUUCGGAAUGUUUUGGCAAUUCGGAGGAAUCCUUCGAAGGUGUAUGUAACACAGGGCCAUGUGAAGGAUGUAGAUGGGCCCCCUGGGGAGGAUGGAAAAAUAUACCAUGCUCUAAAUUGUGUGAUGGCGGUGAAAACGGUCAAAUGAGAACACGACAGAAAAUCUUUGAUGCUCUUGGAACUUCUCCUCAAUGUCUCGGCGAAUCAAUGGAAUCAUUCAAAGGAGCAUGUAACACGGAGCCUUGCAAGAGAUGUAGAUGGGCCCCCUGGGGAGGAUGGAAAAGUAUACCAUGCUCUAAAUCAUGUGGCACCGGACAAACGGGUCAGAAAAGGACUAGGACUCAAAUAUUUGAUGCACUUGGAACAGCUCCUAAAUGUACUGGCCUCUCGAUUGAAUCAUUCAAAGGUGUAUGUAACACGGAACCAUGCAAGGGUUGUGUGUGGAGCAAUUGGGGUGCUUGGCAGAACGCUGAGUGUACCAAAACAUGCGACUCUGGAACACAAAGCAGAACACGAUCAAGAACAAAACUUGUUGGUCCACCAAGAACUGUAUGUCCAGGGCAAUCUCAAGAACAGGGUAUCGUUACCUGUAACCCCCAGCGAUGCGAUGUUCCACAAACCGGCUGUGGAACAUGGCACCAAUGGAGCCAGUGGCAAUAUGGUCCAUGUAUGCAAUCAAAUAGCCAAGUAAACACGGGCGUAGUUAAACACACUUGCUUUAGGUAUGGAGUAAGAACAUGCAAAAGAACCCGAACCUGUCAACCAUGUGUCGGAAAGCGAGACACAGAAAUCAACGAAUACAAGAGAAGCGGUUUUGGUUUUCCUCCUCAACCUCAACAAUGUGUCGGUAUAUCUAUCCAACAUAAAUCCGAACAAUGUUGUCUGACGAGAGAUUGUACCGCUCAAUUUGGAGCAUGGUCGAAAUGGAUACUUGGUACAUGCGUUGGAGGAAUUAGAGACCAGUUCGGGGGUUGUGCUAUAAAGGGAAGGCAGUUGUGCACACGCACUCGAGUUUGCCCUAAGUGCCCCGCGAAUCCCCUUCUUCCGGGACAAUGUCUUGGCGCUGCUACCCAAACAAAGACUCAAGAAUGUUGUGGUCAGAUACAACAAUGUACUGCUCAAUUUGGACCAUGGUCGAAAUGGAUACUUGGUACAUGCGUUGGAGGAAUUAGAGACCAGUUCGGGGGUUGUGCUAUAAAGGGAAGGCAGUUGUGCACACGCACUCGAGUUUGCCCUAAGUGCCCCGCGAACCCCCUUCUUCCGGGACAAUGUCUUGGCGCUGCUACCCAAACAAAGACUCAAGAAUGUUGUGGUCAGAUACAACAAUGUACUGCUCAAUUUGGACCAUGGUCGAAAUGGAUACUUGGUACAUGCGUUGGAGGAAUUAGAGACCAGUUCGGGCGUUGUGCUAUUAAGGGAAGGCAGUUGUGCACACGCACUCGAGUUUGCCCCAAGUGCCCCGCGAACCCCCUUCUUCCGGGACAAUGUCUUGGCGCUGCUACCCAAACAAAGACUCAAGAAUGUUGUGACACGAUACAGCAAUGUACUACGCCUACUCCAUGGAGAGAAUGGUCGGAAUGGGUAUUUGGCACGUGCACAGGGUUCGCACAUGACCAGUUAGGCAAUUGCAUUAGGCAGGGAACUCAAUCGUGCACACGUAAUCGAGUUUGCCCGAAGUGCCCCUUAAACGUCAAUCUUCCUGGAAAUUGUGCUGGUGCUUCGAGAGAAACAAAGAUACAACAGUGUUGCCCUAUAAAAAAAACUUGUAGCAAAUGGACAGAAUGGGGGAAGUGGGUUUUUGGCGAUUGCAUAGGCGCCGUGUUCACAGCCCCAGGCGUAAUUCCACGACGAUGCAUAACUCAGGGAUGGAGAACAUGCAAUCGUACGAGGCACUGCCCGGCCUGUCCGGGAGACAUGCGAGGCAUGCGCGACAUUGACCUCGACAGGAGAAGCGGGGGAAUGCCAGGAAAGUGUGUCGGCGCUUCUGUUGAGCAUAAACAAGAACGCUGUUGUAUACCACCACCAGUACCACCAGGUCCAACAACAACUGUAAAACAAGAACCACAAUGUAAUAAGUGGGGGCCAUGGGGACCUGUCGAAGAGACAGAAUGUACUUUAACCAUAUUCAUGCAGAAACGUCAAGCGGCAGCCAUAGUUUGCCCAGCUGGUACUUAUGGGACCAAGAGGCUCACACGAAGGCGCGUGUGCCCACCGUGUGUUAUAAACAAUAACCCGUUAGCUGGUAAAUGCGAAGGAAAGAACGAGGAGGUAACGUUGAAAGUGUGCUGUGUAUCCCCUGCAACGACACCCAAGGCGACAACCACCGUGAAAGCGACAACCACCGUUAAAGCGACAACAACAGCAAAAGAAGGAUGCAAAUCGUUAAAUCUUAUCCGCCUUGCUGCUUACCAGUACUCGCGCCGGACCCUGGCAAAUAAAGAUAAUACUCACAAUCAAUUUGGUUGUAAAGAGAGAUAUAACGGACAUCAAAUAAUCUAG
Owenia fusiformis is the source of this 3362-nucleotide messenger RNA. Lineage: Eukaryota; Metazoa; Annelida; Polychaeta; Sabellida; Oweniidae. The record is from the annotation of a GenBank genome assembly.